AUGAUUAUUCCCAUCGCUUCUGACGUCGCCGAAGCCUUCGUGGCCAAGUUUGCCGGAAAGUCUUUCAAUCGGGAACAGUAUCUAGACCACAACCAGACUCGAUUGAUGAGCUCGACAGUUGCUUAUAUAGACUCCCUCAACAAUGAGCGUGAGAGUUUCCCCGACUCAGAGGAUGGCGAUAGUCGUGUCGUGACAGUUCCGCCGGGCUGGCAUCUUUCAUAUUUCACUCCUGGACAACCUUUGGGAGAACUGGGCAUCGAUGGGACCGACACGUCAUACAAUCCCGAUAUGCCUUACACUCGCAGAAUGUGGGCCGGAGGGUCUGUAGAAUGGCCUGGGGCUGAUCCCACGUUUGAGAAUGAGCGUGGUAAACUUAAGCUUGGCUGGACCGCCACGGAGUCAACCCGCGUGCUCUCUUGCACUCCGAAAACGAUCAAGAAGACGGGCGAGACUAUGCUCGUCGUCGGAGUUGAGAAGGAAUAUCUGGAUGAGAUUGGUUAUCAAGCUGUCAUUGAAAAGAGAAAUUGGAUCUUCCGCCGCGCUUUCGAUCUCUCGAAGCCGGCACCACCAAUCCCGCCAAGGCCUGCACUGCUAGACAAUGCCGCCCUCGAAGAACUUUCCAAAAACAAACUGGUCCGAAAAUUCUGUCGAACGACCGCGGAACUCUUUCGAUUUUCUGCUUUGACCUUCAACGGUCAUCGUAUCCACUAUGAUCGAGAAUGGGCGCAGCAGGUCGAAGGACAUAGAAACAUUGUUGUUCAUGGCCCGCUCAACAUGGUCUCUAUUCUAGACUUCUGGCGCCAUGCCCAAAGCAAGAAAGAAAUGGCUUUUCCGAAGAAACUCGAUUAUCGAGCAACUAGUGCUAUCUAUGUAGACGAGCCUUAUCGCAUCUUAAUAGACGCCGACACGGCGUCGAAGAAGGUGACGGAUGUCCAGGUCAUCAGUGAUGAUGGAACAAUCUGCAUGACUGCGCAGAUCACCAAUUGGUGA
Dissoconium aciculare CBS 342.82 is the source of this 990-nucleotide messenger RNA. RefSeq lists its product as uncharacterized. Gene Ontology annotation, cellular component: mitochondrion. Gene Ontology annotation, molecular function: (3R)-hydroxyacyl-[acyl-carrier-protein] dehydratase activity. Lineage: Eukaryota; Fungi; Ascomycota; Dothideomycetes; Mycosphaerellales; Dissoconiaceae. Bases 1 to 990 code for a protein of 329 amino acids. The transcript is spliced from 2 exons. The record is from RefSeq and is a predicted model, not a curated record.